Messenger RNA from Vigna unguiculata (cowpea), 2002 nucleotides. RefSeq lists its product as uncharacterized. Gene Ontology annotation, molecular function: RNA polymerase III type 1 promoter sequence-specific DNA binding; RNA polymerase III type 2 promoter sequence-specific DNA binding. Gene Ontology annotation, cellular component: transcription factor TFIIIC complex. Gene Ontology annotation, biological process: transcription initiation at RNA polymerase III promoter. NCBI's taxonomy places the organism in Eukaryota, Viridiplantae, Streptophyta, Magnoliopsida, Fabales, Fabaceae. The record is from RefSeq and is a predicted model, not a curated record.
AUACUGUUCGUUCGGUCACGACAAGGAACGCAGUACAGUAACACUUUUUUGAACUCACUCUUGGUUCGUUGAAAUUGAAACCAAGACUAAUAAUUUUUGUGAAUUAGAGUAACGAUUACUUCAGAAAAGAAUCAUCACUUGAAUUAUAUGUUGCUGGAAAUUUAACAAUGGGAGUGAUAAAGGAUGGAACAAUCUCAGGGGUUGUACCCGAACCUGAAGGAUUUUUGGUGCACUAUCCUGCGUAUCCUUCGUCUAUCUCUCGAGCUGUUGAUACUCUUGGUGGAAUUCAAGGCAUUCUCAAGGCUCGGAGUUCACAAUCAAAUAAAUUGGAGCUCCGUUUCCGUCCCGAAGACCCGUAUUCACACCCUGCAUUUGGGGAGCUUCGUCCCACUAACUCUCUGCUUCUCAAAAUUUCGAAGAGAAAGUCUCCAUGUGUUCGUGAAGCCGAAGAAGCUUCUAGCAGCUCCGGAGUGAAAAAUGGGGAGCAAGAAAAUCAACCGGAAAGUGAGCGGAAGCAAGAGGAAAGUCUUUGUGCUGACAUCGUUGCUCGGGUUACUGACGCUUAUUUUUUUGAUGGGAUGGCGGACUACCAACAUGUGAUUCCAGUCCAUGCUGAUGUUGCCAGGAGGAAGAAGCGUAAUUGGCCAGAGCUAGAAGAACCGCUUUUUGAUAAGGGUGGUUUCAUGGAUCCGGAUCAUGAGGAUGUUAUGAUUAUAGUGCCUCCAAUUUUUUCUCCAAAAGAUGUGCCAGAAAAUUUAGUCUUGAGACCAGCUGCCAUACCGAGCUCAAAAAAGAAACAAGAGGAAGUUGUACAACAACACCUUAUCGAGAUGGAUGUGGAGAUGGAGCCAGUCCUUGCACUUGAUUUUGAUAUUAAAGAUAUUCCUAAGAAAGUGAAUUGGGAGGAAUACAUACCACAAGGCUCAGAUCAGUGGGAGUUACAGAUGGUUGUAUCUGGAAUGUUUGAUGAGCGACCUAUAUGGUCCAAAGAUUCUCUUACUGAACGCUUGCACAAGAAGGGCUUAAGCUUUUCGCAUGGCAUGCUCAGAAGGCUUCUAUCUAGAAUUUCUUAUUACUUUUCCAGUGGCCCGUUUCUAAGGUUCUGGAUCAAGAAAGGAUAUGAUCCACGCAAGGAUCCCAAUUCUCGCAUUUAUCAAAGAAUCGAUUAUCGAGUACCUGUCCCAUUACGAAGUUACUGUGAUGCUCAUUUAGCCAAUAAAUCAAAACACAAAUGGGAGGAUAUAUGUGCCUUUCGUGUCUUCCCUUACAAGUUCCAGACUUCCUUGCAGUUUUUUGACCUUAUUGAUGAUUAUAUUCAAGCAGAAAUAAAGAAGUCUCCACUCCAAUCAACUUGCACUUUUGCAACUGGUUGGUUCUCACAACACAUGAUCAAUUGUAUCAGACAACGUCUUAUGGUGCGAUUCCUAUCAGUAUUUCCCAAGCCUGGUGCCGAGAAUUUACUCAGAGCUGCUACUUUAAAGUUUGAAAAGUUGAGGAGGGAGACCUACAGACAUGCGAUGAAGCUCGACGAAGAAGAAUGCCAACAACCUAAUUUAGCUUUGGAAGAGCAUGAAGAACUUGAUAAUGCUGAAGAUGAAGAGGAGGCAGCUGAGGGUAACGAUAGUGAAGAAGAAUGGGAAGAAGAACUCGAUCUGGCUGGAGAUAUUCAAAUUCCUCUGCAGUCUCAGUCGUAUACCAACAUUGAGAAUUUUUCAAGGACUCAUUUACAGGAACUUUUUGGUAGCUUUCCACAUAAUGAAGUUCAUGGUGCCAACCUGCUACUAACAAAUGAUAGCGACGAAGAAUAUCACAUAUACGAGGAAGAUAGUGAGGAGAAUUACUCAGACGAAUGAUUUCUGACAUUCUUAGUUACAUACGAGGGUAAACAUCGGUAUAUAUUUGUUGAUUAAAUUUUUAUCAUGUAACCUAGUGUCCCUUUUUAUAUAAAAAAGUAGAAGUAGAUAGAAAAUAGAAAAUAGUAGAGAAAUGGGCAUGAAUGAUU